AUGACGGCAUCGCUGGAGGGUGUACAGUGGAGACCUGUGCUGCAGGUGUUUCCCAACUACGUGAACAUAUGUGCCCACCUCCGCAGCGUUGACAAGUUUGGCACCCGACUGCUGGAGGAGCAACUGCUCCUGAACCAAAAUCACGUGUGUGUAGCGAUGAAGCCCAUCCCCAGUACCCUGCCGCCGGGACCGCAGCAGAACUUCCCAUACGCUAUGGUGUGGCCCAUCACCAUCACCAGCGCGGUCACGGAAGCUAGCGGCGUUCUCUCGCAGGGGGCGGUGCUUGCCUUGACCGACAUGCUAACCUCCCUCCAUGUGAUGUUGGCCUUCAUGCCAACGCCUGUCGGGCACGUCUCGGUGUCUAUGCAGAGCAACCGCAUGCAGAUUAUUCGGGAGGAGGACACCAUUUUAGUCAUCACACGCAUUGAUAAAAUGGGCAAGCGACUGGUUUUCACCACUGCAGAGUUUAUUCGUUCGAUGUUGCCUGCCACGGCGCAGUUCGACUUCGCUGAAAUUGGAAUAGACGCGGCGACUCGGUGCUACUCCCUCUGUGGCAACGUGAAGCACAUCAAGUCAGUGUUGUCGCCAGGUAUCAGUACAACAAAGUAG
Molecule: messenger RNA, 609 nt
Organism: Trypanosoma rangeli
Lineage: Eukaryota; Euglenozoa; Kinetoplastea; Trypanosomatida; Trypanosomatidae
Product: thioesterase superfamily protein
Exons: 1
Coding region: 1-609 (202 amino acids)
Source: RefSeq, a predicted model, not a curated record